This is a messenger RNA of Odontomachus brunneus, 2024 nucleotides long. RefSeq names its product guanine nucleotide-binding protein-like 3 homolog (gene Ns1). NCBI's taxonomy places the organism in Eukaryota, Metazoa, Arthropoda, Insecta, Hymenoptera, Formicidae. The transcript has 8 exons. Gene Ontology annotation, molecular function: GTP binding. The coding region runs from base 210 to 1874 and encodes 554 amino acids. Gene Ontology annotation, cellular component: nucleolus. The record is from RefSeq and is a predicted model, not a curated record.
UUCUCUGAAAAUGGUGAAAGGAAAAGAGGCUGGGAAAGAUCUGAAGCUAUGAAGAGACAGAGAGAGAGAGAGAGAGAAAAAAAAAAACUUACAUUCUGAUAGAUGUGCACAAUUGUGCACACGUGUAUAUUUAUUGAUAUCUGAUUAUUUCAAAGACAUUAGUAUAAAAAUAUUGAUUAAGUGAGUGCUUUAAUUAGCAAGCAUCGAAAAUGGCAAAAUUUUGUUUGAAAAAGCCAAGUAAACGUAUGUCGGCCCGAAAGAGAUACAAAAUCGAAAAGAAAGUCCGUGAACACAACCGUAAAAUAAAGAAAGAAGCCAAGAAGCAUCCCAAAAAGAAAAACAAGGUAAUGGAGAUACCAAAUCAAUGUCCUUUCAAGGAAGACAUUUUAAAGGAGGUUGAAGCUAUGAAGAAGGCUAAAGAAGAAGAAAAGAAGAAGCAGAAAGAGGCUGCUCGUGAGAGAAAACGCGAGGAACUUGCAAAGAGUGGUCUUCAAGGAUUGGUUAAUCAGGCUGAGAAUAAGCAAUUGGCACACAAACCUAUGGAAGCCGAUACUGUUGAAGAUAAAAUUAAGGAAGCUGUAGUUAAAGGAGAAAAUUCUCUAAAAGCCUAUUAUAAAGAAUUUAAAAAGGUUUUGGAUGCAGCUGAUGUUGUUAUUGAGGUUGUGGAUGCUCGUGACCCAUUAGGAACACGUUGCAAACAGGUGGAAGAAGCAGUUAGAUCCGCAAAGGGAAAUAAAAGAUUAGUAUUGGUCUUGAAUAAAGCAGAUUUGGUUCCUAGAGAAAAUCUAGAUCAGUGGUUGAAAUAUCUGAGAAGUAGUUUGCCAACUGUGGCAUUUAAAUCUUCCACACAAAGUCAAACAAAUCGAUUGGGCAGAAGAAAGUUGGGUAGAAAAACGGAAUCCAUGAUACAAAGCAACACCUGUUUUGGUGCGGAAUUACUCUUGUCUAUCCUUGGAAAUUACUGCAGGAACAGUGGCAACAUAAAGACAAGUAUCAGAGUAGGAGUUGUCGGACUCCCGAAUGUGGGCAAAUCUAGUGUUAUUAAUUCCCUAAAACGGAGCAAGGCAUGCAAUGUGGGAAAUACACCAGGAAUAACAAAAACUAUGCAGGCAGUUCAAUUAGACUCUAAAAUAAAACUGCUAGACUCCCCCGGUAUAGUGUUCGCUAGUUCCGAUGUAAACUCCGAUGAAACAUCUGUGGCCCUUAAAAAUGCUGUGAAAAUUCAAGCAUUGAAAGAUCCUUUUACGCCAGCGACCGCUAUUCUAAAGAGAGUUUCGCGAAACCAAAUAAUGGAAUUGUACGAUAUGCAAGACUUCUCGACGCCAGAUGAGUUCUUCGCGAUGAAGGCGGCAAGAAUGGGAAAGUUUAGGAAAGGCGGAAUACCUGAUACAUUAGCUGCAGCGCGCAGUAUUCUGGAUGAUUGGAAUUCCGGAAAAAUUAGAUAUUAUACGGUACCACCUGAACAACCGGUAUACCAUAUAUCCGCGGAGAUUGUCAGUGAAGUAGCUAAAGAGUUUGACAUCGAAAGUUUUGCCACGGAGGAAAGAAUGAUGCUCGACGAUCUCGCGACAGAAUCUACGAGUAAUCUUACUGUUGCAAAUCCUCUGUUGAUUGAUAGUUCGGGACCUGUCACGGCAGCUAUGGAAAUCGAGAUGCAGAAAGAAACUGAAUUUAAAGUACAAAAAAAAUUGAAGAAGAAGUUAAUGGAGACCAAGAAUGCCGAGAAAAAGAAGAAAACAGAUCCUCUUUUCGAGAUUGAAGGCAAUCAAAAACUGAAUAAACUCAAUAAACUUCAAUUUAAGAAACAGAAGAAGAUGAAAGUGAGAACAGUGAUUUUCAGAAAAAAAAGCUGCCAAACUAGAAGGACAGUUUAAAGAAUUUAGCUUAAAUACGGAUAAUUAUGACUUCAAUCAACACUUUACAACAUAAAAAUAGUAUAUAUAAUUAUUCUGUACGAAGAUAUAUACUAUAUGUACGAGAGAAAACUAUGUACAUAAUAAAAAUUACUCUGAUGAAAAUAUUGU